This is a messenger RNA of Saccostrea echinata, 666 nucleotides long. RefSeq names its product fibrinogen C domain-containing protein 1-B-like. NCBI's taxonomy places the organism in Eukaryota, Metazoa, Mollusca, Bivalvia, Ostreida, Ostreidae. The transcript is spliced from 5 exons. Bases 1 to 666 code for a protein of 221 amino acids. The record is from RefSeq and is a predicted model, not a curated record.
AUGGUGUCGCAAAACGGCAAGGAAAAAAUAUACAAGGAUUGUUCAGAGAUUUUGAAAAGAGAACCCAGCAAGAAAGGACAAGAUAGAGUGUAUGUUAUUUACGCUGACACGAAGAGAGAGGUUUUCUGUGACAUGACGACAGAUGGAGGAGGAUGGACGGUUAUACAAAAAAGAGAAGACGGCGACGUGGAUUUUUAUAGGACAUGGACAGAGUACAAACAGGGAUUUGGAAAUGCCUCUAAAAACUAUUGGAUAGGUAAUGACGCAAUCCACGCCUUAACAAAGGAUAAAAACCAAGAACUCCGAAUUGAUCUCCAGAGACAUAACGGAGAACAGGCCUAUGCUGUGUAUAACACAUUUUACAUCGGAGAUGAACACAAUAAAUAUACAAUCACGGUAUCUGGAUACAACGGAACAGCGGGUGACAGUUUGACUGGCCACAAUGGUAUGGAAUUCACCACUAAAGAUCAGGACAAUGACAAGACAAGUAGUGAAAACUGUGCUAUAUCGUAUCGGGGAGCCUGGUGGUACAACAGGUGUCUUCCCGCAAACCUAAACGGAGAGUACGCCCAGUCUGCUGUCAUUGGUCCAAAAUACCUGGUAUGGAAAGCCUGGAAAGACACAUUUGAAGCUCUACAAAAGACUGUUAUAAUGAUCAGACACUAA